ACUGUAGUUACAGUCACUUUGCUCCCUGUCAUCCUGAGUCUUGGCCCAGGGUAAUGUCAUGUGUCCGGCAGCUGCGGCUGUGUUGCCGGUAGGAACCUUAGCAGCGCGGCCUGGUUUGUCACUAACACGUUUAUGGGACGGACUGUUUGUUUAUAAAUAUUAGCCAGGAAAGAAAGCGUGCGGCCGGUGUGCAGGUACUCGCCGGCUCCCCAUCGCUCCCUACCCCUGGCUGGGUGUGGGCCAUGCACGGGUUCCAGAUGCCGCAGACGAGCCGGAUGUAUACCAGCAGCUGCAGCAGGAGAGAGGCAUCAUCAGCAGCAGAGUGAGUGGAGGGAGCAGCGGUGGCGGCGGCGGCAGCAGCAGCAGCAUCGGGACUCUCCUCCUCUCCCUGCACUGACAGCCAUGAGGCUCCUCUUCCUGGCCUGCCUCAGAGCCCACACUGGCAAUGCCACCACAGCACAGAGGAUCAAAGGUCAUCUUGAAGCUGCAGGCCAUGAGGUUGAACUCCGCGAUGCAGCUGGCUUGCAGAGUCCAGUUGAAGUUGGGAUGUUGAUUGCCCAAAAGAAGUUUGAAGCAGCACUGGCUAUCCAUUUGUACAAAGCAGGAAGGUUUUUACUGGGCAACAAGAUCCCCUUUGGGGCAGUCUUUGGUGGGACAGACAUCAAUGAAGAUGUGAAGAAUGAAGAAAAAUACAGAAUUAUGGGAGAUGUGCUUGCAGAUGCCAGGUUUGCAGUGGCAUUUACUUGCAAGAUGAAAGAUGUUGCAGCAAAACACUGGCCGCAAGCAAAAUAUAAAAUACACAUCCAAUCUCAAGGAAUUUUAACCAUGCCAAAUGUGUCUUUCCAUUGUGAAGCCUUUCUACAUAACGCAGGAGUUCAGCAGAAUGCAGGGAAUUUGCACAUUUUCCUCUUAAUAUGUGGCCUCCGAAAAGUUAAAGAUCCCCUUUUCCUGGUUGAUGCAUUUGCAGAGUGGCAUGAAAGGGAACCAAAUGUUUACUUGGUUAUUAUUGGACCAAUGGUAGACCAACUAUUUACAAAUGAAGUGAAAGCCAAGCUGCGUAAUAUUGACGGAGUUUGCUUUAUUGGAGAAAUCGCACAGGCAGACCUGCAGGCUUUUGUAAAAAAAUGCUUUGCUGUGGUGAAUAGUUCGGUGUCUGAAGGAAUGUCAGCAGCCCUACUUGAGGCAGGCGAAACGAAGUCUGGCAUCGGAGCUAAUUGGAUAGCCCCAGGUGAAGCUAUGGAUUUGGAAGUUCCGGUGCUGGCAAGAGAUAUACCAGGAAAUUCUGCAAUAAUAAAACAUGAAGAUACAGGCUUGCUAUUUUCUACCCCUCAGGAGUUUGUCCAGCUGUCCAAAAGAUUGAUAAGUGAACCUGAUCUGAAAAAGAAAAUUAUUUAUAAUGCAAAACAAUAUAUUCGCACCUACCAUUCAUGGAAGCUUGAAAGAGAAACCUAUCAAUAUCUUGUUCAAAAUCUAACAAAUGAAUAGACUUUGGUGUGAAAGGAAAUUACCGUCAUUUAAAAUGCAUCAUUAUUUUAGAAGCAAUUCAUUUACUAUAUUUUGAUAUUGUGAUUUUUUUUUUCUUCAUUUUUUUAUUUUAUUUAGGAAAUUUAAAGAAAGGGAUGUUUUAAAUAUUUUUUUGCAAUGUAUGUUUUUAAAGGGAUUAUACAUAUUCUUGCUUUCCAUUUUUGUGUUUGCAUGACUCAUUUUUGUACUUUUUUGUACUACACAUUUAUUUUAUUACUUUUCUUAAUGCAUUUUUUACUUCAUUUAAACAUGUUCCUAAUUUAUUUUUUGUGUAAAUAACUUAAACAACAAUGGCCGUGGUGAUGAAGACAUUUUAUUUUUUUGUGUAAACCAGCUUAAAAAUGCUAAACAUUGAUAUGUAGAUACUGACUUUCAAAUUAUUUGUUUCAGGGGCAUUUUUCAUACAAAUUAAAUCAUUUUAUAAAUGUGAUAGUA
This is a messenger RNA of Pseudophryne corroboree (corroboree frog), 1959 nucleotides long. It is a transcript of the gene GLT1D1, whose product is annotated as glycosyltransferase 1 domain containing 1. The transcript has 13 exons. The coding region runs from base 403 to 1485 and encodes 360 amino acids. Gene Ontology annotation, molecular function: glycosyltransferase activity. NCBI's taxonomy places the organism in Eukaryota, Metazoa, Chordata, Amphibia, Anura, Myobatrachidae. The record is from RefSeq and is a predicted model, not a curated record.